Molecule: messenger RNA, 524 nt
Organism: Mauremys mutica (yellowpond turtle)
Lineage: Eukaryota; Metazoa; Chordata; Testudines; Geoemydidae
Product: histone H2A type 2-C
Exons: 1
Coding region: 17-406 (129 amino acids)
Cellular component (GO): nucleosome
Molecular function (GO): DNA binding; structural constituent of chromatin; protein heterodimerization activity
Source: RefSeq, a predicted model, not a curated record
UAGAACGUGAAUUGCAAUGUCAGGCCGAGGCAAGCAGGGAGGCAAAGCGAGGGCUAAGGCGAAGUCUCGCUCCUCGCGGGCUGGGCUGCAGUUCCCGGUGGGUCGAGUGCACCGGCUGCUCCGCAAAGGUAAUUACGCUGAGCGGGUCGGGGCUGGAGCUCCGGUCUAUAUGGCCGCGGUGCUGGAGUAUCUGACCGCUGAGAUUCUGGAACUGGCUGGCAACGCUGCUCGAGACAACAAGAAAACCAGGAUCAUCCCCCGUCACCUGCAGCUCGCCAUCCGUAACGACGAGGAGCUAAAUAAGCUCCUGGGGAAAGUGACGAUCGCUCAGGGGGGUGUCCUGCCCAACAUCCAGGCCGUGCUGCUACCCAAGAAAACGGAGAGCCACAAGGCCAAAAGCAAGUAAAGCCGACUGAGGAAUAAACACUUCAACUUUAAAACUAACCUAACGGCUCUUUUCAGAGCCACCCACAAAGUCAAAAAAGGGUUUGAUUAUCUCCAAAAGUCCCGGUAGGAAUCGUGUA